GUUUUGUCAGCAACAUUAUUGCAUGCACAUGUACCUGCCGCUUCUGCAUCCCGAUAAGUUUCCACCGGCUUGUCGACGUCGUCCCGAUGUCCGAUCACCAAUCCCGUCCUGUGCUCACUGUGUCCUGCACCAAUGAACAGUCGACAUCUACUUAUCCAUGGACAGUCCUUCUAUCCAUUGGUUGGACAUACACUACAUGACUGACUAUGUUAUCAAGCUAACAGAUUCUAUGAACUCACGUAUAUGGGAGGAAGGUAGACAGACAUACAGAAUACCAGGUAAUAGUAAGUCGAAGUCUGCUAGUAAGACCCUUGGCUUCGGAAGUGAUCAGACUUUAAUCAGACUUUUAAUCAUUCUCUUGGUAUUUUGUCUUGAUAUUCACACAUGUUAUAGAUAUACUUGAAUAUAUGCAAUCUCAAAAAACCCGGUGCUAAAGGUGCAU
This is a messenger RNA of Desarmillaria tabescens, 442 nucleotides long. RefSeq lists its product as uncharacterized. The transcript is spliced from 3 exons. The record is from RefSeq and is a predicted model, not a curated record. NCBI's taxonomy places the organism in Eukaryota, Fungi, Basidiomycota, Agaricomycetes, Agaricales, Physalacriaceae. The coding region runs from base 158 to 403 and encodes 81 amino acids.